Mizuhopecten yessoensis (Yesso scallop) is the source of this 768-nucleotide messenger RNA. Its product is annotated as 60S ribosomal protein L2-A-like. NCBI's taxonomy places the organism in Eukaryota, Metazoa, Mollusca, Bivalvia, Pectinida, Pectinidae. The record is from RefSeq and is a predicted model, not a curated record. Bases 1 to 768 code for a protein of 255 amino acids. Gene Ontology annotation, cellular component: ribosome; cytosolic large ribosomal subunit. Gene Ontology annotation, biological process: cytoplasmic translation. Gene Ontology annotation, molecular function: RNA binding; structural constituent of ribosome. The transcript has a single exon.
AUGGGUCGUGUCAUUCGUGGUCAACGUAAGGGUGCGGGUUCUAUUUUCACCUCCCACACCAAACACAGAAAGGGUGCUGCUCAAAUGAGACCUCUUGAUUUCGCCGAAAGAAAUGGUUACGUUCGUGGUCUUGUUAAGGAAAUCAUCCACGAUGCUGGUCGUGGUGCUCCACUUGCCAGAAUUGUUUUCCGUGAUCCAUACAAGUACCGUUUAGUUUCUACCCUUAUGGUCGCUACUGAAGGAAUGUACACUGGUCAAUUCAUUUACGCCGGAAAGAAGGCCAACCUUACUGUUGGUAAUGUUCUUCCAGUUUCUUCUAUGCCAGAAGGUACUAUUAUCUGUAACAUUGAAGAAAAGACUGGUGACCGUGGAUCUAUUGCCCGUACUUCUGGUACCUACGCUACUAUUAUUGGUCACAGUGUUGAAGAUGGUAAGACUAGAAUUAAGCUUCCAAGUGGUGCUAAGAAGGUUAUCGAAAGCACUUGCAGAGCUCAAAUCGGUAUUGUUGCUGGUGGUGGUCGUAUUGAUAAGCCACUCUUAAAGGCCGGUCGUGCCUUCUACAAGUUCAAGGCUAAGCGUAACAGCUGGCCAAAGACUCGUGGUGUUGCUAUGAACCCAGUUGAUCACCCACACGGUGGUGGUAACCACCAACACAUUGGUCACGCUUCUACUCUUGGAAGAUCUGCUCCAGCUGGUCAAAAGGUUGGUCUUAUUGCUGCCAGAAGAACUGGUCUUCUCAGAGGUACCAAGGUCGUCAACGAAAAGUAA